AUGAUUGAUUUUUGUCCCAAUCAAUUUCUAAAUUUAGGGCUUCAAACGGAAUUUACAAUCCAAUCUGAAAAUGAGUAUAGAUUAGCUUAAUAAAAUAGGAAUAAAUUAGUAAGUGUAGGUUCAUAAUAGAAGAAUCUCAAUAAUAUUGAAAAACAUAGAUAUUUGAAACCAAAUUCAUCAUUUGAGGAAUAUUCUGGUGAAUACAGUGUCAUAUGUGAUUAAUUAAGCAAUUAAAAUAGAGCCUAAAGCAUUACAGAAAAAGUAUAAAAUUUAUACAUAAACAGCAAUCUCGUUGGUUAAGAAUGGGAAUCAUAGAAAUCAAUUAUUAUUGUGAAUGUUGAUGAGCAUGCCAUCGAUCAAAUAGAUCUAAAUGAGUUUUUCAUUGAUUAGUAUUCAAUUUUUAUGAAUUGCGGUUUAAGGAUAAGUCUUUUAUCUAAUUCAAGAAGAUUGAGCUAGGCUGCUACUAAGGCAAGCUUGUUAUAAUCUUAAGAAUGA
Messenger RNA from Paramecium tetraurelia, 495 nucleotides. RefSeq lists its product as uncharacterized. The record is from RefSeq and is a predicted model, not a curated record. The transcript has a single exon. Lineage: Eukaryota; Ciliophora; Oligohymenophorea; Peniculida; Parameciidae.